This is a messenger RNA of Rotaria sordida, 1233 nucleotides long. The record is from the annotation of a GenBank genome assembly. Lineage: Eukaryota; Metazoa; Rotifera; Eurotatoria; Philodinida; Philodinidae.
AUGGCUUCUUCACAAGAUCAAUUACGUAUCGUUCUAAUUGGUAGAACAGGAAAUGGAAAAAGUUCCAUUGGCAAUUCAUUAUUACAUUCACGAUCUGCAUUUUAUUCUACACAAUCACCUAAUUCAAUAACAAAAACUUGUGAAGUUAAAACGGCUAUUGUACCUGAUAUUGAUGGAAGACAAAAACAAUUAAUGGUUGUCGACACGCCAGGUUUUUUUGAUACAGAUAUGUGUAUAACAAAUGAACAAGUACAACAGAUAAUUGCUUCGCAAAUUUUUACUAUGACAUCACCAGGUGUACAUGCUUUUUUAAUUAUUCUUCGUGUUGGUCGUUUUUCACCUGAAGAAAAAAAUACAGUAGAUUUCAUUAAAAAAAUAUUCGGUGAUGAUGCUGCUAAAUAUUGUAUUGUGAUUUUUACACGUGAAGAUCAAUUAGAUGAAGGUCAAACUAUUGAUGAUUUUAUAAAUCGAUCUGAUGAAUUGAAAGAUUUAAUUCAAAAAUGUGGAAAUCGUAAAUUUACUAUUAAUAAUAAAAUAAAUGGUGAACCAUUGGAUAGAAAAACUAAACAAUUACUUCAAAUGAUUGAUCGAAUGGUACAAAAUAAUAAUGGAAAUUAUUAUACUAAUGAUGAAUAUCAACGAAUUGAAAGACAACGAAAAGAAGAACAAGCAAGACGAGACGACGAAGAACGUAGAAAGAAAAAAGAAUAUGAACAUGCAUUAGUUGCAAAAGCAAGAGAAGAAGAACGACAAAAAGCAGAAAAACGUGAACGAGAAGCACGAGAAGAAGAACGACGAAAAGCAGAAAAACGUGAACAACAAAUUAGAGACGAAGAACGAAAAAGAGCUGAAAGAUGCGAACAAGAAGAACGAGAAAGAAGAAUAAGAGCAGAAGAAGAUGCACGAAAUGAACGAAGAAGAAAUGAAGAGAGAGAACAGUCAACAGCUCGUUCUCGAAGAAACUAUGAUGAUGAUAAUGACUUUUUGUCUAAUGAAAUGCGUCAAAUGAUGUUGGGCAGUCAUAUGCCUUCGCCGAAUAUCUCAUCCAUGUGUAUGCCUUAUCAAACACCAAUGCCUACUAACUCUACAAUCCAUAGAGGUAGUGGCGGUCGAUUCACAGGCGAAUUUAUGGCAACUCGUGGUAGUGCAAACAAUCAACCUAUUAUGGAAGGAUCCAGAGGUGGACGUUUCUAUUGGAAUGCAAAUGGUAACAAGACUUAUGUACGAAAAUAA